Molecule: messenger RNA, 6769 nt
Organism: Lymnaea stagnalis (great pond snail)
Lineage: Eukaryota; Metazoa; Mollusca; Gastropoda; Lymnaeidae
Source: the annotation of a GenBank genome assembly
CAUCAUUGCAGCGCACAAUAAUGGUUACCAUCCCUGCAAUAUGGAAUAUGGGCAAUAACAAAAUUAAAGAAUACAAAUGACUACUGUAUAUGACACUGAUGUGUAAGAACACCCCGUGACACCAACUAGUGUUUGGCAUGGAUCUUCGGGAGAUCAUCUUAACAUCUUUUUCAACUUUAGCCGCAUCUCAAUUCCUUGCUUUGUUUACAUUGGAAACCAUCCUCCUAUCGCAAACCACUACUGCUGAAGGUUGGUUUGACAAGUUUGUACUUAGUUCAAAUAAUUUAAAAUCCGUUAUAAUUAACUAAAAGAAAAAUUCUAUGGCUCUAGACUUAAGGCGUUUCUUCUCCAUUCUUCAUGGGCAGACAUCCAGCAAAAUCUAUCUCAACAUCAUUAAUCAAUAAAGAACAUACAAUUACAAUUUGUGUUUAAUUAAUUUAACUAUUUAACUAUACUAUAACUAUAGGCCUAAGCGGCUAAGCCUAAUACUAUCACUAUCAUAGUAUUGUAAUUUAAUGAUUAUUAUACUUGGUAAAUGUGAAGAGAUAGCACCAUGUAAAUGUAUUUUUUUUUACCAUGGCCGUGAAGUUAUGUCCUAAAUCUAUCCCUAAACCUAACCUGAAGUGAACCCUAAAAAUAUCCCUAAACCUAACCUGAACCGUAAACUUAUCCCUAACCUGGGUUUUGACCCUAUCUGAACCAGGUAUAAAACACGCCAAUGACGUCAGGGUGCUAUCUCUUCACAUUAGCCUUAUAUUUUAUAUUCAGGCUAUAUUUUUAACUUUUCACAAAACUUUCUUCAAGUUAUUACUAUUUUACUUGUAGUUCAUUAGGCCUAGUCAGUUGAGCAGCGAUGCAAUAAAAAAUCCUUUCUUGUCUCUGUCUUAUGCAUUCAAUUUCAAUUUUUUCUUCUCAAAGGUUCUGCUAUAUUUUUUACUACUCCACCUUUGUUGGCCCCAAUUCAAUUGAGACUUGUCAGAGCUUGUGAUGGAGAUGCUACAUUAGAAUGGUUUCCAACAGAUACAAAUGCAGCAGUUGAUUUGUCUUUAUCAAAAUGUGAACUGACAUACACAAUUACUGGGCAUCAAGGAUCACAGAUAAUAGAUGUAUUUCCUGAUCCUAAUCUCCACACUUUCAGUUUAUUUAAUUUGAGCCAAGGCUUUAACUACUCAGUGUUUAUGGUGUGUGACAGUUCUCUUAAGACUAAAGACAUUUCUUUCAUAUCAGGUGAGAUACCUUUAAAAUAUCAGUUAAUCCAAUAAUAGGCUACGUUUAAAAUGUAAUUUUUAUUCCUUCUUUGAUUUAAAAAAAAUAACAAAAAAGUUAUCUUAAAUAAUUUAAAUCUUUUAUUUUAAACUUAAAACAGCUAUCACUACAGUGUGUUUUUUCUUUUGCAUUUUGAAGGUUGAUGGCUAAAAUAUUUAAAGAAUUUUCAAAGUGAAUGAAGAAAAAAUAUUUUAAAAUAAAACAGAAUUUGUAGCAUGAUUAAGUUGGUUUUAUAACAAAAAAGAAACAUAAAAAAACCUAUACAUUGAAUAGAAGUGCAAUGGGCUUAGAAUAAAAUAAAAUGUGUAAUUAUAGACUGAGUUUUGAUCAAAGCAAUACAUUCUAAUAUCAUUUUUAACAAAAAUAGGUUCAGUGUGUGUUACCAAGCAUUUCAAUACCAACCAGACUGCUUAUCUUGACAAAAAUGCUGUUACGUCGUAUGUCAGUACUUCUAGUUAUGAUGCAAUAGAGUGGCCUAUAGCUAUUUCAUUUGCCAUUGUGGGCCUGAUUAUUUGUGGAGUUGUUGCAUUUUAUAUGUGGAAAAAAUACCAAAGAAGACAGAGAAUUCUAAGAAUAUUCAGGUAAGCUUAAAACAUUUUUAUUUAAAAAAUUUGAUUUGAAAUACCUCUUUGCUCAUUAUGUGGCAAAAUAAUGCUUAUUAAAUACGGCAGAUAGUGCAUCACAGGGACUGAAUGUUGAGAAUUUUGAUAGAGGUUAAGAUUAUUUUUAUUUUGUUUAUGGUCAAAACUUUUUGUUAUUUUUCUUAUAAGCUAAUACAAAAUCAUUCUAUUUAUCCUUUGAACAAUAUUAUGAGUCGUUGAGUCAUUUUGAAUCAUUUAUUUGCUUUGUGAUAAUAAAUGGGACGCUACUCAGUUAAAAAGCAGUUUGAAAUUACAGGUAAACCACUCUCUUUCAUGUGAGCCAAAAAAUAAUUACUGAAAUAACUGUUUACUUUUUUUAUCAUCAUUUCUUACAUUUCUUUUCAAUUGUUAUGAAAUCUAGGCUAUCUGGCUAUUUUUUUGUCAAAGUGACAAAAACGGCUUAAUUUCAAAGGAGUCAUACUCUGGAUUAUUCCUUUACAAUUCCCAUUUCAUUUUUGGGUACCCAGUGCCACCCCCUCCCCUCACUCCACCACACACACACACACUCGGGCUCUGAAUAUUUGCCAGAAUUUACAACUGUUACCAAGUUUUCCUUUUUUUUUUUUACCUUUAUUUCAAGGCAAGGUCAGAAUGAUCCAUUUCAAGCCUUAUAUAGCCCAACUCAAGACUCCUACAGCUUUUGAAUGUCAGGAAAUGAACUGAUAGCAUCACUUGGCGGUUACGGGUGUUUCAGCAGCAAUGCAUGUAUUAAAAACUGCUUUAACUAAAUACAAAAUAUAAAUUGAUAAUGUGUAAACUUCUGUAGUGUAGCUGAGACAUCUCCAAAUAACUGUUUAUAAAUGUUUGUGAUGUAGAUAAUAGAAAAAGUUUUGUCAUUUAAAUGUGUUCAUCUUAUUUAUUCUUGUUAAACAUUUAAACAUAGUUAUUGUGUCAUAUUUCUUCUUGAUCUUGAGUUAAAAAAAAAAUCUCAUAAUUUAUUUAACUUUAACAUUUAGUCCUCAUGAAAGUAUUAUUAUAUUAAAGAUAUUCAUUCAAGUUAAUUACCUCAUUAUUACAUUAUACUCUAUCUGAAUGAAUAGUUAAUUUUGUUCAACUUUUUUUGUAUACUUUGUAUACUCAGUGCAAUUUUGAUAAUAUUUUCAAAUUACCUUGUUAUCCAUGAGCCGCAAUACGAAAAAAAAUAUUUGUAUGUUUUUUUUUCCCUGAGAAAGAUAUUCAAAUGUUAAAAUUGACCCUCCCAAAAAAAAACUUUUAAAAGAAGAUUUUUUUCUCAGAAAAAUAGUUCAAUAAAUGCACAGAAUGUUUUUAGAAAAUAUUCAUUCUGCUAUUUUAAAGAAAUUAAUUAAUUUCAAGGUGAAGUCAAAAGUUUAAAAAGUAAAGCCAUCGCAAAGAAUGGUUUAAAACUCACCUGGGACGCAUUAUAAAGAAUUUCAUGUCAACUCAUAGACCACUUUAAAAGUACUGAGUAGGUUUGCAAUCAAUAGAAAAUGACUGUUUAAUUUUGUCUAUUUUGUGAUGCCUUUUGUUGUCAUUAAAAUUCACAUUAUGAUUGUAAUUUUUAAAUGCUGAUUCAAUUGUUUUAAAGUUGGAAAAAUUUGUUUUAAAACCAAUACUUGUACACAUUCUAUGGCAAGAAGUGCACACUACAGUUAAAAAGAAAUUUAAAUACAUAUUUAAAAUAUUAGACAUUCGCUCCAAAUUGUGUUCAAGAUUUUAUGUAUUUAUUUUGUCUCAUUUUGAUUUUUUACAAUAUGAUAAGCUAUUUUCAUAGUUCAACAAAGGAGGGAAAAGAUGCAAUAAUAAUUUUAUUUUCAUAAGCCAUACAAAUAUUCAGUCACUCUUUUAUUGCCGUACAUCUGAUAUGAUAUUGUUAUGGUAAUUUAUGCCAAUGGGGCAAAGUUUCACACCUUGUUAGCUUGUUAGAAUAUGAUAUCUCAAAGCAUUUUCAUUUCUAUAUAAUUUGUCUUAGCUUUAGUAUUUUAUUUGAGAGGUUCUUUAGAUACCUUACAUUGAAUCCAUGCAUUUUCAAGAUGUUAUUAUGGAACAUGUUGUUACAGGCCUGCUUUUUACAAAUCCUUGGUCACUUUAUAAAGCCUAGCCUAAACAUGAAAUCAGUUGUGGGACUUGAGGGUAUUGCCUGUAUACGAAUUUUUAAUAGGUAGCGUUUUAAUAUUCGAUUCAGGUUCUUACUCCCCCUGAUAUAAAUCAUUUGGAUAAACUGACUGAGUUACUGCUUAAAAACAUCUGAAAUUAUAAAUACAGUAUCCAGAAUAAUUUAUGGUGGGGACCAUUUUUGAAUUAGGGAAGAAAUCCUUGGUAAAAUGCUAUGAAAACAUUAAGAAAAUCUUUUCAAAUUUAAGAUAAGAUAAGAUUCUUUUUAUUGAUCCAUAUAAAUGGAAAUGUUUUUUGAUUAAAAUGUGCAUAUUCAUUUUAGCACAUAAAUAAUUAAAUAUUUAAUUUAUUUUAACCAAGACAAAAUUUUUCAAUCAUACCAAUUGAAACAAGACAUCUAAAGCAUUUCUUUAGUGUAGAAAUCAACCAUCAAUAAACUCCCUUAUUCAAUAAUGACUUGAUUAGUGAUCAUUUAGAUUUGGUAACUGCUGGGGGAGUAGGGUGGAAAAUAAGUAGAGACUGGGGAAUUUUGAUAUCUUUCGGUCCUAUUUUUAAGAGAAAGAAUUUGUCCUGAUCGAGCUUUUCUUAGAUAUCUGAGAUGAAGAGGGUGGGAUGUAUCAUUCAAAAUUUGUUUAGUUUUACAAUAGCAUUUUUCUUCAAAUAGUUCUUCAAGUGAAGGAUGCUUAGUUAGUAUGAUAUUUUACUAGCUUUCUUGAUUAAUCUAUUUAGUGUUUGAUGUCAGACGAGGAAUUCCCACACCAGCCGGUAAUACUGAAGUUCAAGUAGGUUUCCAAUCUUCUGGUCUAUUCCAUUCAUGUGUUAUUGCAUAAUAUAUUUUCAUAAUUAAUAUUACAACUCGUUGGCAUUUCUCAAAGCAUUUUUACUACGCAGUGGAUUUGGAGUGGACUUUAUUUUAAAAAUCAAGUGAAUCGUAUCCUGCAACAAUGUUUUAGUAAGCAUCUAUCCUGAAAAAUUGUAAUUAAAGACAAUAUAAUUUGUGAAAUAAAGUAGAAUUCUAAGCAUGAGUUAUCUUUUAUAGCCUUAGAUAAUUUUUUUAAAACCGUUGGUUAAGAGAGUAAGAGGUUCUGAAAUUUAAGACCAUGUUUUAGAGUGUACAUAGGCCUUCUUGUAAAAAAGUAUAGUUUUAUUUUGAUGUAAUUUUGCAUGAAUAUAAUACAAUUAAAUAAUGAUACUGUAUGGUUUCCAUUAAAAAAAGCAUACAAUUAUGUUUGUUUUUUUACAUUGGAAUAUAUGACUAUUUAAAGAGUUUUUUUAAAAUCUGAAAUAAUUAUCAUGAAGUACAUUUUUUUGGCUGACUGAGAAAAUUUACUUGGCAGUAAUGACAGUCAAUUAUAUAGUCAGUACUUGAUGUCGGAAUCCUUAAUUAUAAUCAUGUUUUUUUUCAUAGUAAAAAUAAAAAAUAUGCAUUAUAUCAUUAUAAUUCUGUAUUGUAUGUUAAGCUUUUUAUGAAAAUGGUAUGUGUGGCAAAGAAAGAUUUAAAAGCUUUUCCAAUGUUAAAGGUUGGUUUUUACAUCUGAUGAAAAUAAUUGUCUUUAUUGGGGGGUUGGAUAUGCAUCGGGACAAUUCAAACUGGAGCUGGUUUUGAUGGAAUGAGAAGAAAAAAAAUAAUUUUCUACAUUUCUAUUGAUAGAUGUAAUUAACAAAGAAAAGAAUGCUGUUCGGAUUUGUAAGGAAAAAGUGACCAGUCUCUACAAAUGGUCAAAGCAAAGCAUUUAUAAAAAAGUAUUGGCUUUAAAAUUGGAAAACUUAUCUUGUCAUAGAAUUAUUGGAUUUUUUUUUUUUUUGGGUUGCUGUUGCAAUAUUGAUUUCAUUACAUUCAAGGUAUUAGAGGAAAACUCUUUUUUUUUUUUUCAAUUUAUUAUUUGACAUACUUGGACAUAAACAUUAUCAACUUUUUUUUUUUUAUAGAAUUAUUGGAUUUUUUUUUUUUUUUGGGUUGCUGUUGCAAUAUUGAUUUCAUUACAUUCAAGGUAUUAGAGGAAAACUCUUUUUUUUUUUUUCAAUUGAUUAUCUGACAUACUUGGACAUAAACAUUAUCAACUUGUAUUUUGUUAUCAUAACUUGUAGUGGAUAGCCAUAAUUUGUGUCUCAUAAAACCCUUGCAAAAAAUACAUAUGGUGUGUUAUAUCAGAAGUCAAGUCUAAUCAUCUGGAAAGAUGAUUAUUUUGUGCAACUCUUUUCAAAAUUAUGUCAUUCUUCAGAUGAAUAAUGAUGUUUUUUUUGCAUAACGUUGUCUUUUUUAUAAAAAAUAAGCUGUAGUGAAAGUUAAUUGUCUUUGCAAGAAAUAUUCAGAAAAGAUGAGUGGAAGCUUGAAAAUCAAAAUAAAAUUAAAAAUAAAGCUGAUGUUUUAGCUGAAUGCCUCACCAAUACCAAGCACAGAAACAUUGCAAAUCCCCUAUAAAUGCAUAGGAUCCGAAAUGAUCCAUAAAUUGAUCGUGGACCCUUAAUAUAUAGAAGAAGAAGAAGUAUUUUUUACAAGUUGCUUAGUUAUAAGCCUACAAUUUUAUUGGGAAAUUUAUUAUAUUUUUUCAUCACCUCAUAACAGAACAAUGAAAAAAUGUAUGCUCUACAUAGUAAAAUAUUUACUAAACAUGAUUUUUAUCCAUGUUUAUUGAACCGAUUAUUCUCUUGAUCUGUGUUUUAAAAAAAAGUAAAUCUGGUAUUAGAUAAUAAACAUUUUAUUGUUGAGUAAAUUUUGACUUUUUAUGAAGACAAUUUAGUGACUUUAAUUAUUAUUAUUUUUUUUACACUAGCAAUAAAUAUCAAAA